Schistosoma rodhaini is the source of this 4197-nucleotide messenger RNA. Lineage: Eukaryota; Metazoa; Platyhelminthes; Trematoda; Strigeidida; Schistosomatidae. The record is from the annotation of a GenBank genome assembly.
AGUUGAUGCGGGCCUAUUGGAUAUGACGGUACAUAGUAUUAGUGAGGUUCUUCCGUUGUGACUACUUACAUUCAAUGAACUCUAAUUUUACACACACUUGUUCAGCAUAUUUGGUGAAUACAGACUAAUGAACGAAAUGAGUUUAGAAAGAAGUUCUCGAGAAGUUGUAUACAUUAAAGCCAAAGUAAGAUCAAUACGUUUUCAUGGCUUAAAUCUUUCAGCUUAGCACAGAAAGUGGUACUGACCAAUAUAAGAAAUUCGCAAUCGAUCCAAAUAUUACAGAUUACAAAGUUCUUCUGGGUUUGCUGCGUAAAUGCUUUGAUAUUAACUGGUAAACUAUUUCUCUAUUAGCAGACUUUUGAACAUAGUCAUUUAGUGGUAUCUUAUAAUGUGAAAGAUCUCAUGAAUAAACAAAGCAGAUGAUCACAAAUUUUUGCCAUGACCUUCCCAUUUAGUCAUGGUGUUAAAUCUAGCAUCGACAGAAUUAAGUCGAUUUGGGGAUUAAAUAAGUUUGUGUCUAGAAGGAGGAUUAAUAGCAAGAAAGACUUCAUGUGAUGUAGAUACAUAUCGGCUGAAUUAACAUAAUAUUUACCGCACAUGUUUGGUCAUGAUUUCUAGGUGUCCUAUUGAUUCAACUAUAUUUGGGGUUGAACGGUCCUCAGACUAAAAAAAUGACAUAUCGACAGUUUUUACUACAAGCCCUAUUAAAUAAUUGCUAGGUAGAGUGCACAAAACAAAUGUUUAUUAUUUAUUUAUUUAUUUAAACACAUAAAUAUUAGUACAAAGGGACAAUGCAUACAUUUGCGCUACACAAAAAGUUGUCAUUUCAUUUUAAUUGUAUGAGGGCCAUGAUACUUCCCGGAUGCCCAGACCAAAGAAGGUAGUUUUCUUAGAGGGUCACACCCGGAGCCUUCGACCUAAAUGUCUGAUCCACAAGUCAGUGGAGCAACGUAAGGAGAUUCAGCCCCAUGGUAGUUAGUGACCAACAAUUGGUUCAUACGCCUUUCGUUCCAUCAGGAUCGUGAAGCCCAUGUGCACCAUUGGUUUGGAAUCAGGGUUUUCCAACUUCCCUAGGUGGACUUUCCGUGUCCACCAACCCAGUUAAAGAGCCGGAUAUUCGCUUUUUUCUUUUCAAUUUCGUAUGCAACACCCACACCACAAGGAGGUAGUGAGUAGGAUAUCUCUGGCAAAGGCUGUGUAUGUGUUGCCGUGUGAAAGCAUUUCGAGAGAGGGAGGACGGGCCCUUCCCACUCUCGGCCGAAGCAGGGCAUUUUGGGGAGACAGAUCCUCUCAUAUUUGUAUCCAAUGCUCAAAAAUCGUAUCCCUGAUAAUAAACGCUCCUUUUAUUUACGAUGUUUGCAAUGGAUUUCAAACACUUGUGUGGUUUAUUUCAAUCUGUCUUUUCGACUGCAAAUACUUUAUCGUCCUGUCAAAAUAGUGUAAAAUAUGUGGUUGUGAAAGGAACUAUUUCUUAAAUAAGGUAUGAAGCAAGUUCACAAUUGUAUUUAAAAUUUUAUUUAGCAAACAUAAAUACCUAUGUUAAGGUUAUUUUUAAUGUAAAUAACGAAACACUUUUAAGAUAAAAGAAAAUCUAAUGCUAAAAUGCCCUUCAAUACUUACGAUAUUCACGCUGUGCUUUUCAGCGCAAUAACUGUAGAAAUACUUUCCAACUAACUUUACAUUUCAUAUUGCUAUGCUACUGUGGAAAGUUUUUUUGGAACGAAUUUGUCUUAGAAGCGAGUCUUCAUCCUUUACCUCAGUUUCAUUAUCUCUAUUUGCGAAACCACGUUAGUCAUGGUAUGACUUCCUCAUUUGACAUGGAUUAGUUUAUAAAUGACGAAAUCUAUCAUUACUCUAUGCAUCCUGAUUAUUUAAAGUCAAGUGACUUAAUAUUUUUACUUCUACGUGUUAAAUACAGUAUACAUGCAGUAAAGGAAAUCCUUACAUUGUAUCUGGUCAAUAUUCCUUAUUAUUUAUAUCUGUUGAAAUGAUUCACACAUGUGUUUAUCACACAUUUAACAAACAACAUAAAAGAAACUGUAUUAUUUGUUGGUCUGAUUUUAGUGAUUUUUCGGUUUGUUACUUGGCUAUUGAUGAAUUCGGUGAGCAGUUUUAUUUACCGUUACAAUCCGACUGGGAUCUGGAUGCGUCGAUAGUCACGUCAUCUGAUUCUACUUUACGACUUAAAAUAACCCUGAAGCCUAAAGUGUCUGAUCUUCAAGACUGGGAUAUUAUUAUUCCAAGUGGUGUUCAGUCUAUCUCCAGAAGAAGAAAGUCACAAAAUGAUACAAAAAAUGAUCUAACAUUCAAUGAUUUUAAAGGACCAUCACUUUUUUCACAAAUUACUCAACGAUUUGAAAAAACUGUUGCAAAUGUGCGCAAGGCUAUAGGAAUUGUAAUGGAUGGAGAUGAUAUGUUUCACACUAUCCAUCCUCCGAUAUCAGAUACACAAAUGAGAUUAUACAUGGAUGAUAAUGGACGCAUUAUAUAUCUAAAUCAAUUCUACCUAGAUGUUUAUCUAAAUGGUCUAGAGCACAGUUUACGUAAGGUUGGCUGGCGUAUAUUAUUAUCAGUUUGUCCAGCGGACACAACCGGUCAAGAACGUUUUCACUUACUGGAUAUCAAAGCCCAACAGUAUGAUACUCUUAAGGAAAAUUGGAAAAAGUUGUACGUAAUGGGUUUAAUGUCCGAACAUCAACUAUCUACAUUAGCUUCAAUAAGCAUAGAUGUUGUUCGUACAGACUGGAAAGAAGACUAUUAUCGUUCUGUUGGCAACCAUCAUCGAGUGUGUCAAUUGUUCGAUAUUCUAGCCACUUAUUGUAUACACCACCCAAAUAUUGGAUAUUGUCAAGGUAUGUCAGAUUUGGCCAGCCCAUUAUUAGUUGUUCAAAGUGAUGAAGCACUAGCAUAUCUCUCGUUUUGUGCUUUAAUGCAACGUGUUAAAUUCAAAUUUGGUGAUACGCAGCAAUCUAUAUUAAUUAACAAUAUGCAAGAUUUACACGAUCUUCUAACGUAUACAGAUAGUGAAUUAGCACAAUUUUUCCGUGCACAUAAUUUAGCUAAUAUGUAUUUUACUCAACGUUGGUUUGUCUUAGAAUUAAAACGUGAAUUUAACUUUGAAGAGUCUUUACGUAUGUUUGAAUCACAAUGGGCUGCUUUAUGUCUUGUAAAAAAUAAUAGUUUAAUUGAAAUUGAAACUUGCAAUUCUAAAUCUGAAGGUUAUCUUGUUUUAACUGAUGGUACAAGUAAUUUGUACAUGCCGAAUACCUCAUUCACAUCAACAAAUUCUCUUAAUUGGCACCACUACACGGCAAGAGAUGUUAGCCUAAUCAAUUCUUUAAUAGGUUCAAAUUAUGUUGUUGACUUGAAAAAAAAAGGAUUCACUACUGUGUCUAACCCAGACACGAUUAAAAAAGAUCAUCCAUCUUCUUCCCCCUCUCAGUUUAUCACUUCUGAUGCCCACUUCUCAUGUCAAUUAUCUAAUCAAGAUUUUAAUUCCGGAAAUCCACAACAAACCUCAUCUGAUACGUUAAUUACAGAAACUCAAUUUGAAAUUAUCUCCAAUGAAUCACUAUUGGAUUUUACCAACUCUAUAAAAAAUCAAUCUUUACAUUUGACAUCAACUAAACGAUUAUCUUCAUUUUCUAUUGAAAAUGAACCUAUUCAUAUUAAAACCAAUGUGACACAUUUACCACCACCGAAUCAAUUCGGUCAAGGUAAUCCAUUUCUCUUGUUUCUUAGUUUAUCAUUAAUCUUAGAAUAUAAAGAGGUAAUUAUGCUAGAAAUUAAAGAACCUGGGGAUAUUAUACAAUUUUAUCAACAACAAUCUGGUAAACAUAAUUCUUCCAGAAUAUUGUAUCGUGCGAAAAAGUUAUUUAAUAAAUACUUAGAAGAAAAUAAUUUCCAGUUUUUUAGUUAAACCUUAACUGUACAGUCGUAGAAAAAGUCCAACUAACACACACUAACCCACUCAACUAUACAUGACAUUACUGUAUUUUCAUUUUGUAUUAUUGUUUUCUUCUCUUUUAAAUAUUUUUGUUUGUUUUUUUAUUAACUUUGUAUUGUUAUUAUUACUACUUUUGUUAAUUAACCAGCAUUACUUCGAAACAGAUCUUAAAGUACAGCAACCUAUUUUCACUGUGAUAAUCAACAUAUCUAUUUCCCUUGCAGAUUUUGAAAUAAAAAUAUUUUCGUAUU